AUGGCGCCAAGUAGAGGGCCUUUGGAGGAAGCGAUGAAAGCGAAACUGCGGCAAAUGCAGGCAGCUCGUGAUUUGGAUCUAAGCCAGCUGCAGGACCAACUUGCGGCCAACGUUGCCAAAGUGCAGCAGCAUGAAGAAGAUUUGGUCGCCACUCAGGCGCGGCUGCAGUCCUCGAUCCUGGAGGUCGCCGAGCUACGGACCUCGGCCUUCGUGAGUGAAGAGGGCCUUGCUGAGCUCCGGGCGACGAGUGAACAGCAGAGCUCGACACUCCGCACUCGCCUCGAACAGGCCUAUGCGGCCAAAGCCCAGCUGGAGACGGAGCUGGUCGAAGUCCAGCGAAGUGCGGAGACGGAGGCCAAGGCUUCACGCGUGCGCUUGGAAGAGCAAAAGACUUGCAGGGCAGAGUUGGCGCAGGCUCAGUCUGCUGCCAAUGCACUUCACAGCAGAUGCAGUGACUUUCAAGAAGAAGCGUUGGGGAGCUAA
Molecule: messenger RNA, 483 nt
Organism: Durusdinium trenchii
Lineage: Eukaryota; Dinophyceae; Suessiales; Symbiodiniaceae
Source: the annotation of a GenBank genome assembly